AUGUCUGUGGUCUUCAUUAACGGCCUUCUCCGACACCCUCCCUCUUCCCGGCGGUUUGGUGCAUGCUGCGUGCCCGUAGCCCAGGAGGAGGUAGUAGAAGUAGAAGUAGCCCCUGAGGCGGAGGCCCAGGUAGAAGCAGAGCCAGAGGUAGAGCCUGAACCAGAACCAGAGCCAGAGCCACAGGAGGUGGUUCAUGAGGAGGAAGAGGCCUAUGAAGAGGAAGUGGACGAGGGAGAUCAAGAUGAAGAGAAGCCAAAGUUCAAACCCUCUGCUCCAAAGAUGCCUGAUGGCGAGAAAGUGGACUUUGAUGACAUCCAGAAGAAACGUCAAAACAAAGACCUGGUUGAGCUGCAGUCGCUGAUCGAUGCCCACUUCGAGUGCAGGAAGAAGGAGGAAGAGGAGCUCAUCGGUCUCAAAGAAAGAAUUGAGAAGCGUCGUGCUGAGCGAGCCGAGCAGCAGAGGAUUCGUGCUGAGAAGGAUAAAGAGCGACAGGCCAGGCGGGAGGCUGAGCGGCAGAAAAGGGAGGAGGCCGACGCCAACAGGAAGGCUGAGGAUGAAGCCAAGAAGAAGUUAACGCUGAGCAACAUGGGAUCAGGCUACAGCGGCAUCCUGCAGAGGGACCAGAAGAGAGGCAAGAGGCAGACUGAAAGAGAAAAGAAGAAGAAGAUCAUGGCAGAAAGAUGCAAGCCCCUGAACAUCGAGAACUUUGGGGAGGAUAAGUUGAGGGAAAAGGCGAAGGAGCUGUGGGAGUGGCUGCACAACCUGGAGGCAAUUAAAUACGACCACUGCGAGGCGCUCAAGAGACAGAGAUACGAGGUGAUCUCUCUCAGAAACCGCAUUGAUGAGCUGCAGAAACACAGCAAGAAGGGAGCCGCUUCGCGCCGCAGGAAGUGAGCCGCCCCUGAGUAACGGCCCGUCCCCUCGGCUACGACAGCGACCCCGUAGACACCCGCAGCUCCGGAACAAAAGGCAACAACUGGCAGCUCUUACCGCCUGUGUCUGCUUGAGUGAAACGUUUAUCUGGAUGAAUUUAGCUCCAAUAAAGAAAUUUGAACUCACUGUGUUCGUGUAAGGAAAAAGAUUCAGAGAAUAAAAUGGCAAAAUCAUUAA
Dicentrarchus labrax (European seabass) is the source of this 1110-nucleotide messenger RNA. Its product is annotated as troponin T, fast skeletal muscle isoforms-like. The coding region runs from base 1 to 894 and encodes 297 amino acids. Gene Ontology annotation, cellular component: troponin complex. The transcript is spliced from 12 exons. Gene Ontology annotation, biological process: sarcomere organization; regulation of muscle contraction; muscle contraction. Gene Ontology annotation, molecular function: troponin I binding; troponin C binding; tropomyosin binding. The record is from RefSeq and is a predicted model, not a curated record. NCBI's taxonomy places the organism in Eukaryota, Metazoa, Chordata, Actinopteri, Moronidae.